Molecule: messenger RNA, 1611 nt
Organism: Sebastes umbrosus (honeycomb rockfish)
Lineage: Eukaryota; Metazoa; Chordata; Actinopteri; Perciformes; Sebastidae
Exons: 3
Coding region: 336-1031 (231 amino acids)
Source: RefSeq, a predicted model, not a curated record
UUGUAGGACCAAGAAGUUAUCAUAAACUCUAUAACUAUUAGAGAGAUCCUGCAGGUUUAGUAGGUCUGAAGCUCUGGUGCAGUGCACAUUUCAUUUCCGACCCCUGCUUAGUUUUCCUGAAACUGGACUCCGGAGCUGCAUGAUGAAUAAAACAUCCUCUGUGCUGCUGGCUGAUCACCGGACUCCUUUCAGCUGUAUAAGUGGUGAAAGGCGACAUAAUCUCCAUCAGAACAAGAUCUGGACUGAGAUUGAGACACACACACACACACAACAGAGAAAAGGCUCCACAGACAGCGGAAAGGACCACAAAUUAAGCUUUUUUUUGGAGAAGCAGGAUGUUAAAACCGCAGCAGCACGGUGAGCUCCUCCUGCCGGUGUCGGUGUUUGGGAAGCCGUGGUACUGGCAGCGCAGCGGCGUUGCCAUGGAGCAGAGCACCCACAGCCUGGCGCAGGUCGUCAUGGAGAUGAGGGAUGAGAUCCAGAAGCUGGAGGAGGAGAACCGAGAGCUGCGGGGAGACUGCGGUCAUCAGCGGGCCUUUGGAGCCAGGAUGCCGGGGAGAGCCAGCAGCAACAGCCCGGUGUCUUCAGCAGCACGGAUGGAGGCGGGGAUGGAAGAAAACCCCUAUGUGAACCUGAGGCGCAAUGCGUCUGCGCCAGUCCUGGAGGGACAAUACAAAGAGAACACCGUCAUGACUGUCCGGAGGUACUCGAUAAGCUCCAACCUGUCUGGUGUGACCAUGACAGAGGGGAGGACUGACAGGGCUCAGCCCAGUGACUCUGGAUGGGGAAGACUACAUGAAGAGAUCCAACAUGAAGACGGCAUCUUUGGCAACUCGACCAGAGGAGAAGUGGGAAAAGCUACCAACAGACACUCCCUGCAGGAAUAUGUACACAAAAACAGGGCCAAGGUAAAAACCGUCACAUUCCUUCUACCUGUGGACGACAUUUACACCAACCGGCCAGUUCUGACCAAACACCAGGAGGGGCCUAAAAUCACUGAGCUGGCGUCCAUAACCGAGACAGAUUCCUGAUAGAAGCAGAACUUUUAAAGACUUCGGAUGGGAGAAAAGUGCACACAUGACAUGAGCCUCAGAACAGGUUAGCCUCUUCAUUUAGGUCAGUGUGGAUCGGGCUCUUAAUGAGUGAGUCAGCAGACCGAUUUUAUCACACCUGACCACACACAAACACAAGACUCUGGUUACAGGUAUUGUUUUCAUUCGGCCAUCGCAAUCCAGGCCCGGUUAGCAGUGAUACAGUGAUACAGGGCCCUCUGCGGCGAGGAUCAGAUGUCUGGACUCCUCUCCCGACCUGGGGUGUCGUCUCGGAGCAAGACACACACCUGCAGGUGACGGCCCUUUAAUGGACAAUUGUGAUCACUGACUCAGGCCUCGUGAGCAACAUCAUUAGUUAUUCAUCUUUGUUUCUUUUCACCAUGUAAACUGAAAUGUGUAGUCAAGGGGCCACGUGUGCGUUUAAACAUGUGACCUGUUGACCAGAGUGUAUUUUUUUAGUGCACAACACACACUGUACUCUCUGCUUUCAUAUACGGAAGGCUCUUUGUAAAUACACCAGUGUUAAUAUGAAAAUUAAAGUAGGCACCUUUAACAGUCA